Magallana angulata is the source of this 1072-nucleotide messenger RNA. Its product is annotated as deoxyribonuclease-1-like. Lineage: Eukaryota; Metazoa; Mollusca; Bivalvia; Ostreida; Ostreidae. The transcript is spliced from 9 exons. Gene Ontology annotation, biological process: DNA catabolic process. The coding region runs from base 126 to 1004 and encodes 292 amino acids. Gene Ontology annotation, molecular function: DNA nuclease activity. The record is from RefSeq and is a predicted model, not a curated record. Gene Ontology annotation, cellular component: nucleus.
CUGGGUCAAAGAAGUUGUAAACACAAGGAUUUGGGAACAAACCAGAUGAUUGUAUUGGGUGAUAUAAACUACUGUACGAUCAUGACUUGUUCAGAUCCUCUUAAGGAACACACACCACAUUCAGGAUGAGUUGGGUUGGGUAUCUGGGCCUGCUGUCCGUUUUGGCUCUGACUGCUGUGUAUUCAGCAUCCGUAUCCGGCAGAGCAACUAAAGCCAAGCGUGAGUUGUUGAUCUGUGCCUUCAACAUCAAGACAUUUGGCAAGGCAAAAAUGUCGGACGCUGAGAUAGCGGAGUACAUCAAGCAGAUUGUUUUGCGAUAUGACGUCAUUUUGAUUCAAGAGAUCCGUGACAUCAGCGGAGAGGCAAUCCAGCAGCUAUGGACCAUGGUCAACGCCACCCGACCAUACGGAAUGACGAUCAGUGAACGACUCGGGCGCUCAUCAUACAAAGAACAGUACGCCUACUUCUACAGGUUGUCGAGCCUACAGUUGGUGGGGACCCACCAGUAUGACGACGGCCCGGAUGAUUACACGGAUAUCUUUGAGAGGGAGCCGUACAGCGUGCUGCUGCAACCAAUAGGCGGAUCAAUCGGUGACGCCUUCGCUCUGACGGGCAUCCACGCCAAACCCGAUGACGCCGUGGCAGAAAUAGGUCACCUCGAGACCGUGUACUAUGAUGUCUACAACCACUGGAGAAUCCCGAAUAUAAUAGUGCUGGGUGACUUCAAUGCCGACUGCUCCUACGCCUCGGAGGCCGAACUGUCCACCAAGGCUUUCUAUACAAACCCGAUGUAUCAGUGGCUCAUUGAUAGCAAUGCCGACACCACCACAUCUACAACAGACUGCGCCUACGACAGGAUUGUGGUGACCGGAAAUAGAAUGGUGACGUCAGUGAUUCCUGGGACAGCAGAAGUUUAUCGCUUUGAUCAAGUCUUCAGCCUGAGCUAUGACCGGGCGUACGAUCUCAGCGACCAUUACCCCGUGGAGGUGACCUUGAGUUGGUGAGGUCAGCAUAAAUGUAAAUCAACAACGCACUUAUAAUGUAGCGACAUUAAAGCAUUGGUGUCCUUGAA